AUGGGUGUUCGAGGCAAUGAGCUGACCAUAAAUGACAUGCGGCUUCUCUCCGAUGCAUGUCACUGCUUUGAAGGUGGCUUCCCAAAGGUCAACUUCAAGAAGCUGGCAGCUCGCGCUGGCUACACAAAUCUUGGAUCGGCGAUGAAUGCUUGGAAUCGGGUCAGGACUAAGUUGCUGGCAGCCUCUGGAGAACUCGAGAUGCCCACAGACGCAAUCAGCUGCAAUACGGGCAACGGCAAAGCCCGAAAGCGUGACAGCACUUCCAAGAAGCGUCGCAGAGAAGACAAUGUUGAUUCUGUGCAAAGUGGCGAGGACACGCCAAAGCGAGCCAGAAAAAUCAAGAGAGAGGCUCUAGCACCUAUAACCGUACAGGAGGCCGUGGAAGAGGAUGAAGAUGACUUUUCCGGCCUCUCAUCAGUCAUUGACGACGAGUUCCUUGACGCUGGCGAAGGUAGCGUUUUUGUCCCCCUUGCUCACGAGCUCAGUCUGCUGACAGAUCCGAAGAUCAGCUGUGAUAUCACAGAAGGACGGGACACUGGGCAGCGUGUACAUUACUUCGCCCCUUGUCCUUCGACUAUCUUCGCUCCUAGGACUAGCAUACUGGAGGAGGAUCGCGGAGUCAAGUGGAACCAUGGUUCGAGGAUUCGGAAGAAGCGGUGGUGUUCGAGUAUAUUGGCGAUGGACGGAAUCUACACCGUGCUGUCUACGCCAUCAUGA
This is a messenger RNA of Pseudocercospora fijiensis CIRAD86, 717 nucleotides long. RefSeq lists its product as uncharacterized. The transcript is spliced from 2 exons. The record is from RefSeq and is a predicted model, not a curated record. NCBI's taxonomy places the organism in Eukaryota, Fungi, Ascomycota, Dothideomycetes, Mycosphaerellales, Mycosphaerellaceae. Bases 1 to 717 code for a protein of 238 amino acids.